ACUCUUGUGCAGAAUUUUCUCCUGUUUAAUCUAAUCUUCUUCUUCUGCGCUUUGGUUCUAAGUUUUUUAUCUUUUUGUUCGCAGGAUUUGGACAGUGCUAUCUUUUUACUCUCACAGACAAUUGUUUUCCCAAUCUUUGUUACCUUUGUGCAGAUUCUUUGUGACUACUCUAAUUUUCCUUUUUUGGUUGGUCUUUGAUUCAGGUUUCUGUCUGAAUUUGCAACCUCUCCACUCAGCAGAGUUUACCCUAACAAACUCUUUAAUUUUUUUGGUUUUACCUCUGAUCCUCUCAUUGCCUACCUCUCUUUGAUGGGCCUGGGCCUGGCUCGCUUUGUCUUAUAUAAAUCUACUCUCCUUUUCCAAUGACUAAGGGUAGCUCUCAGGUCCGUCGUCUCUAUAGAUCUCCCGUUAUUGUCUGUGUGGUACGCAAAUCUGCAAUGACACCUUCAUCCGCCGUUCACUUUCUUCUCUUUUCAUCUCUAAUUUUCUUCUCCGUUUCUUCUUCAGCUUCCCAACAAUCUUCACGCCCGAAAGCUCUCCUCCUCCCAGUCUUCAAAGACGCUUCCACUCUUCAAUAUUUCACCACCACCCACCAAAGAACCCCACUUCAGCCCAUUAUCCUCGUGCUAGAUCUCGGUGGCCCAUUCUUAUGGUUGCGCUGUGACCAAAAUUACGUUUCUUCCACCUACCAACUAGUCAGCUGUGGCUCAAUCCGAUGCUGGCGGUCUAAAGGCAACGACUGCAAAACCUGCUUCUCCGCGCGUUGGCCGGGAAGCAACAACAGCACUGUGACCCACUCAGCCACCGGAGGUGAAGUUGCUCGAGAUGUUGUGGUGGUGCAAUCUACAAACGGAUUCAAUCCGGGAAGGAGUGUUUCGGUGCCCAACUUCGUGUUUUCCUGCAUGCCAACUUCUGUUCUGGAGGGCCUGGCGAGCGGAGUUGUUGGGAUGGCCGGCCUCGGAAGCGGAAGAAUCGCACUUCCUUCACAAUUCUCUUCAACUUUCACUUUCGGGAGAAAGUUCGCAAUCUGUCUUUCUUCUUCAAACGGCGUCGUCUUCUUUGGAGAAAGUCCAUACGUUUUCCUCCCCAAUGUCGACGCUUCUCGGCUCCUCAGCUUCACUCCGCUCGUCGUCAACCCAGUCAGCAUGGCCUCCGAUUCCACCCAAGGCGAGCCUUCCGCCGAAUAUUUCAUUGGCGUGGAAUCGAUCAACAUCGACGACAAAGUAGUCCACUUGAACAAAACAUUACUUUCUAUAGAUAGCCAAGGCGCUGGCGGAACAAAAAUAAGCACGCUGUAUCCCAACACCGUGUUGGAGGACUCAAUCUACAAGGCCGUGACUGAGGCUUUUAUCAGCGCGUCCGCCACCAGAAACAUCACCAGGGUAGCGUCUGUGGAGCCAUUUGAUCUGUGCUUCGAUUCGAGGAAAAUUCUUGGCACGCGCGUGGGACCAAAUGUGCCGACCAUUAAUCUGGUUCUAGAGAGGAAUGUGACGUGGAGCAUUUUUGGAGCGAAUUCUAUGGUGGAGGUGAAGCAGGAGGUGUAUUGUCUUGGAUUUGUCAAUGGCGGAAAUAAUCCCCGAACUUCCAUCGUCAUCGGAGGGCAUCAAUUGGAGAAUAUUCUUGUUCAAUUUGAUUUGGCAACAUCGCAGUUGGGGUUCAGCUCUUCGCUUCUCAGUCGGCAAACUACUUGUGCCAGCUUCAACACCACCUUCGGUAACUGAUUUAAUCGUCGCCGACGAGAUUGUAAUAUAUUUUUAAAAGUACAUAUUACAUUCUCAGCA
Messenger RNA from Mangifera indica (mango), 1781 nucleotides. Its product is annotated as probable aspartic proteinase GIP2. NCBI's taxonomy places the organism in Eukaryota, Viridiplantae, Streptophyta, Magnoliopsida, Sapindales, Anacardiaceae. Gene Ontology annotation, biological process: proteolysis. The record is from RefSeq and is a predicted model, not a curated record. The transcript has a single exon. Gene Ontology annotation, molecular function: aspartic-type endopeptidase activity. Bases 363 to 1721 code for a protein of 452 amino acids.